CGCGAGGCGCAUUGGUUGGCAGCCCUGCCGUUUCUCCCUCCUCGAUUGGUAGACCUGCCGUUUCUCCCUCCUCUUCGCCGCGCUCUCAUUGUUGCUGUUUUGUGGCCGGUGUGUGUUUGCUAGUUUACAUUUUUGGUUGUUUCCCUCGCGCGGAGUGUUCUCUCCUUGAGAUUUUUCGGAUUUUUACGCGGCGCAUCUCGUUGACAGACAAUCGGGAUAAUUGAGAGAAAACGCAGAAGACACGUCGGUGGUGGUUGUCGGCGGCGGCGGCGAAGAUGGAAAAUCUGGAGGAAGUGUUGCAGGCGCUCGACGAGUUCCAGAAGAUGCGACCGUCGGUGAUCCCGCAGGAGCUGGAGGACUACCUGUGCUGGGUCGCCAAGACCGGCGAUCCCGUGUACCAGUGGCCGCUGAUCAAGACCCUCGUGCGGGAGAAGCUCACCCGCGUGAUGACGGACUUCUACGAGAGUUGCCCCACGCUGGAGCUCGCGCCCUGUCCCAACGUCGAGCACUUUAAUUACGACACCAUGAAGAGCAACCUGCUCGAGAGGCUGGAGUCGUUCGCGAACGCGCCGUUCACCGUCCAGCGGAUAUGCGAGCUGCUGACGGCGCCGCGCAAGGAGUACAAUCGCGUGGACAAGUUCAUGCGCGCCAUCGAGAAGAACAUCCUGGUGGUGUCGACGCGCGAGCCCGGACCCAUAACCAGACGCGGCGAGACCGGCGACGGUAUGGUCAACGGGUCCGUCGAGGAGGACGCAGCCUCCGUUACGCAGCAGCAACCGCCACCGCCGUCGCCGUCGUCGCAGCCGUCGUCGCAGCCUUCCUCGCAGCCGUCGCAAACGACGCAGCCACCGGCGCAGCCGACCUCGCAGGACGUUGAGAUGGACUGGGAGAACGACUGCAGCUCCACCGUCACAAUUAGCGUACACACCGUCGAGAACGAGCCGCCGCUCUUGCACGGCGGCGUCAUACCGACCGCUGACUCCGCGCUGGCCAAGAAUCUGUUUGCGGACGAGACAGUGCGGGAGAAGCUCGAACAGGCUGCCUCCAGAACGGAUAUCGCGGCGUCCAAUUACAUCACCGCUGUUUCAGAUUUUUCCACCAUAUCGAAUUUGAAUUUGCAGCCGCACGGACCGGUGCCAGAGGCCAUAGCGACCGCCGUCCCGGUGGUGCAGACCCUACCGGCGGUCGGAACUGUCUCCGACGACUCGAUGGUCCCGGGCGCCGAUAUAGCGGUGGCGAUCAUGAACGAGGACACCAAUUCUCAACCCAAUUUGGACAUGGAGAACGAGGGGAUUGACACUGCGGCGACAGCGAAUACCACGACGUCCACGGCGACGACCACGACGACGGCUGCUGCUGCUGCUGUUGCUACAGCGACAACGACGACAACGACAGCAUCAUCGACGACAUCGGCAGCGGCGGCGGCGACGACGACGGUGACUGUAGUAGCGACGGUGAUACCAUUGACGACGGACACUACGCGGAAGCUGCAAGCCGCCUUCCAGGCGAAACGCUUCGAAUCCGACGAUAACAAGUGCGUGGACAAGCCCAACGAAAAGGCGACGGAUCCGUUGGGCAGCGCGGAGGAGGAAAUUGGGCAGCCCAUGAAAAACGAAGACACGACCCUGACCAGAUCGAGUCCCGAGUGUAUAGACCCUAACGAGAUGUCUCGCGAUGAAAGUAGAUUAACUGAGAACCUGUUGCAGACGGACAUCGAGAUGAGAUCCGACGCGGAGGACCAUGGUGGAGGUAUUGCCGAGGAAAGAGCUCCCGAUAAACCGGAGGACGAGGGGGCGUCGAUCCUCGAGGACAUAGACGAGGAAAACCUACGUUCCGCGAGCGGCCAGAGCGCGAAUGCGACGGCAUUCGUCGAGUCGCAGUCCGUGGAAAAAGAGAGCACGGUUAUAGCCGACGAAUGCGUGAGCGCAGUCAUCGUGUCCAGCAGCGAAGCGUUAUACAAAAUGGAAAAAUCCGAGGCGCUACACUCUAAGGAGGCGUCGCCCGCGGCGGUUUCUUCCACAGAUUGUUUCGCACGCGAUCAACUUGUGAGUCCAAAAACGGAGAGCAUGGAAGAUGCGGCGGGUAGUAAAGUUUUAGAAGCCAUUCCUACAGUAGCAUCUUCCAACACUAACGGACAAGAAGCGCAGGAGGCGCCCGAGUUCAACGACGACAAUCUGAACAUUAUGGAAAUUUCCAACGACAAGAUUGCCCUUGUCGAGUCGAUGGUGUCGGAUCCAAUGAGCAUCGUAGAGAAGUCCAAGGAGGCAGUGGCUGUAAUUGAAAAACUCGAUCCCGUCUCACCUGCCGCUGUCGAAACGGCGGAGGACGCCGAUAAUGUCAGUUGUCGAUCUCCGAAGGACGAUAAGUUAACGGGCGUUCAACAAGACGACAGUUUAGCAAAUUCACAAGGCAAUAAGGCAGCGGCAUGCGUUACGAUAAAAGGGAACCAAUCUUCUGUAAUAGAGAGUAUAGCGUGUAGAAGGGAAUCGAUGGAGUUAACGAUGGGAGUCAACGAGGAGGAGUCAUUAUCGACACUUCAACAGGACGAACCUAUGGAGCAGGAAACAAUGGAGGAGCUGUCGAAAAGUUAAUCUUGACUUAUCUAACUGGCAUGUUUCUCCUUCCCUUUGUUUAACAUUUGAUAUCUAUUCUUAAGAUAGAUGUCGGAA
Messenger RNA from Wasmannia auropunctata (little fire ant), 2669 nucleotides. RefSeq names its product putative GPI-anchored protein PB15E9.01c. Gene Ontology annotation, molecular function: protein phosphatase regulator activity. Bases 276 to 2591 code for a protein of 771 amino acids. The record is from RefSeq and is a predicted model, not a curated record. Gene Ontology annotation, biological process: protein dephosphorylation. Gene Ontology annotation, cellular component: nucleus; protein phosphatase 4 complex; cytoplasm. The transcript has a single exon. NCBI's taxonomy places the organism in Eukaryota, Metazoa, Arthropoda, Insecta, Hymenoptera, Formicidae.